CACAGAUGAUGCUCUACAAAGCAUCUCAUCGUUCGGCAACAUCACGUUGCCAGAGAUGAUACAGUGCAGUCUUUUGGACGACUUGAACGUGCCUUGGGGAUCACAUAGCUAUGUGGACUCAUCCGAGAACAUGUUCCAUGUGGUAUCCAAAGAAGGGGAUACUAUGAAGAGUGCUCGGGCACCGAUGAAGUACCAUCAGGUCUUGCAUACGUUGAGCUACAAGAUUGAACUCUACAAGGGUAUCCUCAACCACCUUAGGGGCGAAGAAGUGAUCAACGUUAAUCCUUUCAAGCUCACUUGCACACAAACGCGAGUUUGUGUGCUCAUUUUCUACCUCUUUCAGGUCCGCGAUGAAUACAUCGCCGAGAUGGAAGACCCUUCGGCUGACAGAAGCCCAACACUUGAGUAUCACGUUUGGCUUCACUACACUGGCGGAUCAUUUAGUUGUAAGGCGGCCCGAGACUUACAAUCACUUCAUGGAGUCACCUUUGAUGUGGUCAAGUCAAAUGAGCGAUCCAUCUUUGACGAAA
Molecule: messenger RNA, 530 nt
Organism: Coniophora puteana RWD-64-598 SS2
Lineage: Eukaryota; Fungi; Basidiomycota; Agaricomycetes; Boletales; Coniophoraceae
Exons: 2
Source: RefSeq, a predicted model, not a curated record